AUGUCGUCUGCAGAGAAGAAACAAUCGUUCAAAAACAAUUAUUUGAUAAAAACAAAGAUGCUGACAUCUUGUGGUCGUUUUAUAACUAGGGGAGCAUAUAAGGGUCGUAUUGGUAACCAAAUGUUUCAAAUAGCAUCUUUGCUUGGCACAGCUCAUAAAUAUGACAUUUUGCCUAUCAUACCAGAAAAUUAUCCAAUAAAUAAAUACUUUGAUCUUCCUAACAGGAUACCCUUAGAUUCUAAUGAGCUUUUAAAUAUAGUUAAAUGCGAAGCAUUGAAGUCUGCAGUUUACUACAACUGUUCAAGAGAAAUAAAAUCUGGAAAAAAUAUCACAAUGCUUGGGUACCUUCAGUCAUGGAAAUAUUUCUAUGGAGCAUAUGACAUCAUUAAAUAUGUGUUUAGGUUAAAAGAAAAGUAUUUGCUUCAAGCAAAAAAGUUUUUGUCUCGAGUUUCACUGACUGGAUAUAAACGUGUAUGCAUCCAUGUUCGACGAGGAGAUAUUACUAGCAAUAAAAAACAAACUAUUGGUUAUGCUAUUGCUGAUAUGAAAUUUAUUGAAAAAGCAAGGGAGUUUUUUAAAAUGAGAUAUUUAAAGGUACAAUUUUUUGUCGUCACUAAUGAUAAGAAAUGGUGUAAAAGAAAUAUUAAAGAUGCUAAUAUAAGUACUCUGUCUGAUCCUGGUGAGGACCUUGCUUUAAUGACUUUAUGCGACAACGUUGUUGUUACAACAGGAUCAUUUGGAUGGUGGGGUGCGUGGCUUUCAGGAGGGACUUCUGUCUAUUUUGAUCAAUAUCCAAAGACCGGUAGCGUAUUAGCUGCACGAUUUAAUCGUGACGAUUAUUAUCCCCAAGACUGGAUAGGUUUAUCAUAG
Ruditapes philippinarum (Manila clam) is the source of this 870-nucleotide messenger RNA. RefSeq names its product galactoside 2-alpha-L-fucosyltransferase Sec1-like. Lineage: Eukaryota; Metazoa; Mollusca; Bivalvia; Venerida; Veneridae. The transcript has a single exon. The record is from RefSeq and is a predicted model, not a curated record. Gene Ontology annotation, biological process: carbohydrate metabolic process. Gene Ontology annotation, molecular function: galactoside 2-alpha-L-fucosyltransferase activity. Bases 1 to 870 code for a protein of 289 amino acids. Gene Ontology annotation, cellular component: membrane.